AUGUUUAAAGCUACCGGAGCAAGGAUACUUGUUUCGUCACCUUUAAAGAGGUCGAUGAACAUUCGUUUCUUGCCAAAGGCAUCUAGACUUAUCAUUGGGAAUCCAAUUAAGGUAAAAUUACAGAUCAACAAUUGUUAUGGUGGUUUAUCAGCUUUUAACCAAGUGAGAUGGACGUCAAAUAUAUCUGAUGCUAGUUCUACUGUCAAUGCAGUCGCUGCUCAAGAACGUGAAUUGAAAAUUCCUCCAAAGAUCCAGAAGCUGACCCCAGAUGAAUCUGGUAGAUCUGGGUUUAAAGAUGUCAAACGAUUAUUUGAACUAGCAAGACCCGAAACUUUCUACAUCUCUAUAGCUUUAUUGCUUAUCUUUAUUUCUAGUGCUGUUAGUAUGGUGGUCCCAAGUGUCAUUGGUAAGUUAUUAGAUAUUGCUAAACCACCAAGUGCAGAUGAAGAAAAUGGUAAAGGUGUUUCUGAAAAGCUGAAAGAAAAGGAAGACGAAGAUAAGAAAAUAUAUGGGUUGACAGCUUUACAAUUUUACACUGCAUUAGGAGUUGUUUUUACCGUAGGUGCAUUGGCCAAUACAGGUCGUAUCAUUAUCUUAAAGGUAACAGGUGAAAGACUAGUGGCUAGACUAAGAACUCGUACAAUGAAGGCAGCAUUAGAGCAGGAGGCUGCAUUCUUAGAUUCGAAUAAAGUCGGUGAUCUGAUUUCUAGAUUGUCUACAGAUGCUUCAAUAGUCGCCAAAUCUGUUACUCAAAAUGUUUCGGAUGGUACUAGAGCUAUUUUGCAAGGUUUUGUAGGGUUUGGUAUGAUGAGUUAUAUUUCAUGGCAAUUGACGUCUGUCAUGUUACUAUUGAUUCCACCAUUAGGAGCCAUGGCCAUAAUCUAUGGUAGAAAGAUUAGAAACCUUUCUAGACAGUUGCAAACAUCUGUUGGUGGUUUAACCAAAGUAGCAGAAGAACAAUUGAACGCUACUAGGACCAUUCAAGCAUAUGGUGGUGAAAAGAAGGAAAUACAUCGUUAUGCUACUGAAGUUAGAAAUGUUUUUGACAUUGGGUACAAAGAAGCGGUAACAUCUGGUUUAUUUUUCGGUUCAACUGGUCUUGUUGGCAAUACGGCUUUAUUGUCAUUAUUAGUUGUUGGUACAAAUAUGAUAUCUUCGGGUGCAUUGACAGUUGGUGAGUUAUCCAGUUUCAUGAUGUAUGCAGUCUAUACAGGUAGUUCAUUGUUUGGGUUAUCCACAUUUUAUUCUGAAUUAAUGAAAGGUGCUGGUGCCGCUGCAAGAGUUUUUGAAUUAAGUGAUCGUAAACCUGCUAUUAAACCAACCAUUGGUAAAGAUCCUAUAACUUUAUUUGGUAAAACUGUAGAAUUUAAGAAUGUUUCAUUCUGGUAUCCAACAAGACCUAAGCAACAAAUUUUCCAAGAUUUUAGCAUUAAGAUUGAGCCUGGAGAACAUGUAUGUUUUGUUGGACCAUCAGGUAGUGGUAAAUCUACCGUUUCCUCCCUGUUAUUGAGAUAUUAUGAUGUAGCGAAAGGUUCAAUUUUAGUUGGCGGUGAAGAUAUCAAGAAUUUCAGUUUAAGGAAAUACCGUAGAUUACUUGGGGUUGUUCAACAAGAACCUAUGCUAUUCAAUGGUACAAUUUUAGAAAAUAUUCUGUAUUCCGUACCUGAAGAGAUUGCCAAUGAGCCAGGUAGGAUAGAACGAGCUAUUGAAAGUGCCAAUUGUAGUAAGUUUUUAAAUAACUUUCCAGAUGGAUUAAACACGUUAGUUGGACCUAGAGGAACACAAUUGUCUGGAGGGCAGAAACAAAGAAUUGCAUUGGCAAGAACAUUUUUAUUGGAUCCAUCGAUAUUGAUCCUUGAUGAAGCCACUAGUGCGUUAGAUUCCCAAAGUGAAGAUAUAAUUGCUCAGAAUCUACAAGCUAGAAACGAGAAAGGGCAAACUACUAUAUCCAUUGCACAUAGAUUAUCUACUAUCAAACAUAGUAGUCGAGUGGUGGUGUUGGGCAAGAAUGGGUGUGUUGUUGAGACGGGCACAUUUCAAGAGUUGAUUUCCAAUCCAUCUAGUGGGUUAAACAUUUUGUUGACACAAGAAGAAUCAUCUGCCAACGAAGGGACACCUAACUAA
Vanderwaltozyma polyspora DSM 70294 is the source of this 2124-nucleotide messenger RNA. RefSeq names its product ATP-binding cassette permease MDL1 (gene MDL1). Gene Ontology annotation, biological process: transmembrane transport. Gene Ontology annotation, molecular function: ABC-type oligopeptide transporter activity; ATP hydrolysis activity; ATP binding. The coding region runs from base 1 to 2124 and encodes 707 amino acids. NCBI's taxonomy places the organism in Eukaryota, Fungi, Ascomycota, Saccharomycetes, Saccharomycetales, Saccharomycetaceae. The record is from RefSeq and is a predicted model, not a curated record. Gene Ontology annotation, cellular component: membrane. The transcript has a single exon.